CUCCAGCAAAGAUCUGAACUGUGUUCUACAACCAGGUGUGGGAGCCCAUGGAGGGAAGGCAUUAGUGAGCAAGACAGCCGCCCUGCCUUCCAGCUUCAGCCUCCUGGUCCCCUGUCCUUGCCAGCACUUUGGAUGGGAAACGGGGGCCGUGUCUAGGUCAGCAUUUUCCUGCCUAUCCUAGACGGCCGCGUGCCUCUCUGCCUUUUACUCUGUAAAGCUUUGGUGACAAUUUCUACUUAACAGGUAUCUUCUGGCACAACCUGUGGUCCUCUUCCCUCUACAGGGGCCGCCAUUCCUCCUUCAGAAUGCCCGAGGGCCCAGAGCUGCACCUUGCCAGCUGUUUUGUAAAUGAGAUGUGUAAGGGGCUGGUGUUUGGCGGGUGUGUGGAGAAGUCCUCUGUCAGCCGCAACCCUGAGGUGCCCUUCGAGAGCAGUGCCUACCAUAUCUCAGCCUUAGCCCGAGGCAAGGAGCUGCGCCUGACCUUGAACCCCCUGCCUGGUGCCCAGCCCCCUCAGAAGCCACUGUCCCUUGUCUUCCGCUUUGGUAUGUCUGGGUCCUUCCAGCUGGCACCUGCAGAUGCCCUGCUGCCUCAUGCCCAUCUCCGUUUUUACACGGCCCCACCCGCCCCCCGGCUUACCCUUUGCUUCGUGGACAUCCGACGUUUUGGCCACUGGGACCCUGGGGGUGAAUGGCAGCCAGGCCGUGGACCCUGUGUCUUGCUGGAGUAUGAACGGUUCAGGGACAACGUACUUCGGAACCUGUCAAACAAAGCCUUUGACCGGCCCAUCUGUGAGGCCUUGUUGGACCAGAGAUUCUUCAAUGGCAUUGGCAACUAUCUUCGGGCAGAGAUCUUGUACCAGUCAGCAGACAGGCUGUGGGCACAAUGGCUGGGGUGGGGCAUGGGUGAUCACAUCCACUACUUAGCCUGGGCCCGUUCUACCAUCCCAGGCUGAAGAUCCCCCCUUUCGAGAAGGCCCGGACAGUUCUAGAGGCCCUGCAGCAGUCCCAGCUGGUGAGGACGGUGUACAAGCAUGUGUGUGUGUGUGUGUGUGUGUGUGUGUGUGUGUGUGUGUGUGUAUG
Molecule: messenger RNA, 1080 nt
Organism: Peromyscus leucopus (white-footed mouse)
Lineage: Eukaryota; Metazoa; Chordata; Mammalia; Rodentia; Cricetidae
Product: endonuclease 8-like 1
Exons: 2
Coding region: 306-953 (215 amino acids)
Biological process (GO): base-excision repair
Cellular component (GO): nucleus
Molecular function (GO): DNA-(apurinic or apyrimidinic site) endonuclease activity; nucleic acid binding; DNA N-glycosylase activity
Source: RefSeq, a predicted model, not a curated record